Messenger RNA from Paramecium sonneborni, 670 nucleotides. Lineage: Eukaryota; Ciliophora; Oligohymenophorea; Peniculida; Parameciidae. The record is from the annotation of a GenBank genome assembly.
AAUUAUGUAAUAAUAAUAAUAAUAAAUGGCUUAAGAGCAAGAGAUUGAGAUAAAAGAAGAAAAAGAAUAAACUUAAGAACACCAUCAUGAUCAUAAUCAUGCUCAUGAUCAUUCAGAUUCUGAUGAUGGUCAUGAUCAUGAUCAUAAAGGAGGAGAUGAAAAAGACAAGAAGGCUAAUAGAGGAGAAAAGAAAUUUAAAAAAGCUAUGCUUAAAUUAGGAAUGAAACCAGUUGCUGGAAUCAAUAGAGUUACAAUUAAAAGAGGAAAAUAAUUCCUACUUUAUAUUGAUAACCCAGAAGUCUUAAAAUCAGCCAAUGUUGAUAAUUCUUAUAUUGUAUUUGGAGAAGCUAAAGUUCAUGAUCCAACAGGUUAAAUUGGUAAAAAAGAAGCUGAAAAUUUAGCUUAAUAAGUGUAAUAUUCAAAUACUAUUAUCUAGUCCUAAAUAAGAUGAAAAUAAAGAAUAAAAACCUGUUGAAACUACAGAACAAGUAAGUGAUGAAGGUAUUCCAGCUGAAUCUAUCAAAAUGGUCAUGGAACAUUGUAAAUGUGAUAGAAGUAAAGCUGUUGAAGCACUUAGAAAAUCUGAUAAUGACACAGUUCAAGCCAUUCUCACCUUAACUGGAUGAUGAUUCAUUAGUGUAUAAGUAUAAUAAAUAUAUAAAAUAUUUAA